CUCGAGCAACCGCUUUGCUCGACGUCUUAGACUGAAGCCAGCCAUGAGCCGGAUCUCGACGGCGGAACUUAGCAGAUACCUGCUGACGGGCCGGUUCAGCCGCCGGGGCUGUCUGAAUUCUCGCCUUUCCCGGAUUGCACCUGUGCGCCAAACGAGUCUAAGUAGCCAAGGUCGAUCGUUGGGCACGAGCGCCGAGACGGCGACAGCAGCCCCUCCCAGUGCGACUGCCGCGCCCAUCACGCCCCUCCGCAAGCAGCUGAAAGAGCAGGCCAAGGCCCUCAAGGCGUCGGGGAAGAAGAAGAAGAAGAACAAAGCGGACAACCAGACGGUCCCCGGGUGGGAGCUGACGGUCGGCAUCGAAAUCCACGCCCAACUCAACUCGGCCCGCAAGCUGUUCUCGCCCGCUGCCACCUCGUUCAACGACAAGCCCAACAGCCAUGUCGCCCUCUUCGACGUCGCCAUGCCGGGCUCCCAGCCCCUCUUCCAACCCGAGGUCCUGAUCCCCGCCGUGCGCGCAGCCCUGGCCCUGAACUGCGCCAUCCAGCCGAUCAGCCGGUUCGACCGGAAGCACUACUUCCACUGGGACCAGCCAGCCGGCUACCAGAUCACGCAGUACUACCACCCCUUUGCCCGCGACGGCCGCGUCGUCCUGCAUGCUCGCGACGGCAUCGCGCCCGAGGACGGCGACCGCGUCGAGAUCGGCAUAAAGCAGGUCCAGAUGGAGCAGGACACGGCCAAGACGACGGCCCAGCCCGGCGACGUGCACUGGCUCGACUUCAACCGCGUCGGCCUGCCGCUGAUCGAGAUCAUCACGCUGCCCCAGAUCCACCAUCCCGCCACCGCCGCCGCCCUCGUGCGCAAGGUCCAGAUGCUGCUCGCCUCGGUCGACGCCUGCGUCUCGGGCAUGGAGGCCGGCGGCUUGCGCGCCGACGUCAACGUCUCGGUCCGGAGGACCGACGACGCAGCCGCCGGCGGGAAGCUGGGCACGCGCACCGAGAUCAAGAACCUGAGCAGCUUCAAGGCCGUCGAGGACGCCAUCAUUGCCGAGCGCGACCGCCAGAUCGCCGUCUUGGAGGCCGGCGGCGUGGUCGAGGCCGAGACGCGCGGCUGGUCCCUGGGCAGCACGGAGACGCGCCGCCUGCGCGGCAAGGAGGGCGAGGUGGACUACCGGUACAUGCCCGACCCGGACCUCGGCCCGGUCGUCAUCGGCGACGACCUCGUUGCCCACCUGGCCUCGUCGAUGGGCGUCCUGCCCGAUGCCGAGAUCGACGAGCUGGUCGGCAGGUACGGCCUGAGCGCCAAGGACGCCCUCUCGCUCACCACGGUGGACGACGGCGCCCGGGUCCAGUAUUUCUACAACGUCCUCGACGCGCUGGAGGCGCGGCUCGGGCUCGACAAGACCGGCGCCGCGUCCGACCAGCGCCAUGCCCUGCUCGCCGCCAACUGGUGUCUGCACGAGCUGGGCAAGCUCACCGAGCUGUCCUCCGACCUCGGCAUGACCCCCGAAGGCGAGUGCAACGUGCCGUCGGCCGCCCUGGCUGCCAUCUUGGCACACCUGCACCGCAGAGAGAUCACGGCCAAGGUCGCCAAAGAGCUGCUCUGGGACGCCUUCCGCGGGGAGGUCACGGCCGACAGCGUCACGCAGAAGAUCGAUGCGGACAAGCUGUGGUUCAAGGAGUUGUCCGAGGACGAGUAUGCCCAGCUUGCCGACCAGGUCGUCCAGGGCGAGGACAAGGUCCUGGGCGAGUUCUUGCGCUUCAAGCAGGGCAAGGCGAAAGCCUACCCGCAGGGGAAGCUCAUGUUCCUGGUCGGCAAGAUGAUGCGGGCUGGCACCGAGCAGCGGAUGGAUCCCGCUUCUGCCGAGAGGGUGUUGAGAGCAAGGAUCGAAGACGUUUACUUGCCGAGAUUAGAGGGCAGGUGAUUGGCGAUUGCCUUCUCCCGGGGACCGCCGUGUAAUACAUUAUGAAGAGACUGUUGGUUAGGAUACCCACUCAAUUUUCGUGAUUGCCGCCCUGACCACAUUCUCGAGUGGUUAAAACCACACUGCGUUAGCCUUGACCCGGCCAUAUCCUCUAAUUGUUACAAGAUACCUAGCUAUCUCUUG
Molecule: messenger RNA, 2104 nt
Organism: Thermothelomyces thermophilus ATCC 42464
Lineage: Eukaryota; Fungi; Ascomycota; Sordariomycetes; Sordariales; Chaetomiaceae
Exons: 1
Coding region: 44-1921 (625 amino acids)
Biological process (GO): mitochondrial translation; glutaminyl-tRNAGln biosynthesis via transamidation
Molecular function (GO): glutaminyl-tRNA synthase (glutamine-hydrolyzing) activity
Source: RefSeq, a predicted model, not a curated record